AUGGAGGAGCAAAUUUCGGCUUUGUCAAUGAAAAUCGAUCAAUGCAAAAAUUGCAAAGGAAGUGUUCGUCAUUUGAUCUUCAACCCUGUUGGACGCAGAAUGGCCAAGCAGUCAGUGCACCGAGAUGCGAUCAUCGACCCAUACAAGCGUGCCGUUUCGACUUUCAAAUCGCUCAAUUGUGCACUCUGUUCGACGCCGUACUCUAAAACGGCGAAUGAAGUAAAUACACCGACACAAACUUGGUGUUAUGAUAUUCAAACAGUGUGCAUGAAAUGUCAUGAAGAACAAGGAGCAAUAGCCCCAGUGAUUCGAGCACAUCAAUGCAAAGAUCACAAUUGUUUCCUUAUCAUGGCGCAUCCUUCAUAUUGCUUGAUGGAAUUACUCUCAAGUGGGUGCUUUACAUUGGAUCAAAAUUUGAUGGGAUACGUUCAAACAAAAUCAAUCACAAUUCCUGAGUGUCCGGUUUGUAAUGAAGAAUAUUCAAUCGAAAACUCACAAAGAGAACCAUUCAUCCUCCAAUGUGGCCACGGGAUAUGUAAUGGGUGUUUUGCUCAAAUGUCAAAACGAAAAACCAUAUCUUUCUUCAACUUCAAAUAUGUUCUCGAAUGUCCACAAUGCACACAAAACUGGACUUAUGCUCAAGAAUCAUGGGAGAAUCCAUUGAAAAUGUUGUUGCGAGAACUGUCGGAGAAACGACAAAUUGAAUUGAAAAGAACAUGUGGUGAUUGCAAAAAAGAGGCGCCUUUGCUUGAAAUGUUUCAAUGUAACGAUUGUGGAGAAGUAAUGCUUUGCUCUUUAUUUGGAGAGGUGAAGAAAUUGAUGAAUGCAACUUGUGAAGUGAUCACCCCGCAAAUUGAAGCUUAUGAUGUCUGUUUUCCCGAACUUCAAGCGGAUUUGAUUAAAAACAUCCACAAUUUUCAAGCGAAAGCUCUCGAAAAAGCCGGCAAAAUUGAGGGGUUAAAUUAUGAUCCAGCAGAGUACGAAAAGGCGGAUUGUUUAGCUAUUGCUGGGAAAUUUGAGGGGAUUUGUGAGAAAUAUUUGGGCGAUUUGCGAUCAUGCAACACUGGGAUUGAGAAGCUGCUCAGCAAAUUCGAUGAGACAAAAGAAACUUCA
Molecule: messenger RNA, 1113 nt
Organism: Mesorhabditis belari
Lineage: Eukaryota; Metazoa; Nematoda; Chromadorea; Rhabditida; Rhabditidae
Source: the annotation of a GenBank genome assembly